This is a messenger RNA of Monoraphidium neglectum, 1380 nucleotides long. RefSeq lists its product as hypothetical. Gene Ontology annotation, biological process: carbohydrate metabolic process. Gene Ontology annotation, molecular function: beta-galactosidase activity. The record is from RefSeq and is a predicted model, not a curated record. The transcript has 2 exons. The coding region runs from base 1 to 1380 and encodes 459 amino acids. NCBI's taxonomy places the organism in Eukaryota, Viridiplantae, Chlorophyta, Chlorophyceae, Sphaeropleales, Selenastraceae.
AUGGCGCUGGCGGGCGCGUGGCAGGCGGCGGCGCUGGGGCGGAUGGCUGAGGUGGACGCGGGGUGCGUCCACAGCAUACAGCCGUCGUUCAACAAUGAAUACGAGACCAAGUACACCCAAGAGCGUGACUGCUUCCAAGACUACUCUCCGGGCGCCCUAGCAUCGUACCGCAAGCACCUAGCGGCGCUGAACCCCGACCUGGCCUUCUGGAACGCCCGAUGGGCACCCGAUGGGGCGGCGGACGGGGCCUUCGCGUCUUGGGAGGCAGUACAGCCGCCGGCCAUGUACCAACACGGGAAACACAGGGACGAUGGCGCGAGGAGCGCGCGCUACUGGGACUGGCAGGCGUGGCGCCACGCCGCGCUGCACGACGCGCACGAGCGCGCGUGCGCGCGCGCGGCCGCGCGCGGCUUCCGCUGCAUCCUCCACUUUGGCGAGUUCUUGACAAGCAACGACGCGAUCUAUGCGGGCGGUGCGAUCUUCUCGUUGGCGGCGUCCCCGUGGGUCGACUUUGUCGUCGUUGACUCGAACUUUUUGACGGCCGCGCACAACUUGAACGACGUGCGGAUCGUGCAGCUCUUGCUUGCCGCUAUGAAGCCGUUCGGCAAGCCCGUUUUCUUCGAGGGCGCGUUCGAGCGCUUCAAGGACGGCGCGAUGCACAAGCGCGCCGUCGAGCUGACCGUGUCCAGCGGCGCGCACGGCGUCGGGUUCACGAACUGGCUGGGGCGCGUGGAGGAGGGGUCGUUCUUCUCGACGGUGCUUGGGCCGGCGGGCGUGGGGCCCGCGGCCGGCGGGCGGCACGCGGCGGCAGAGGCGGCGAUGGCGGGCGUGCUUGGUGGUGACGGCGCGUACCUAGCGCAUAUGGGCAGCCCCCGCGCCCUGCGGCUCGGCGGCGGCGGCGGUGGCGGCAGCAGCGGCAAUAGCGGCAGCGGCAGCGGUGGUGGCGCCUCAUCAUCGAGUGCAGUAGCGGCAGCGCCCGUGCCCGCCGGGGCGGCCAACGGCGGCGCCCCCAGGGUGGCGAUCCUGGCCCCCCACCGCUCGUUCCAGGCGUUCAAGGGGCUCGCUGUCGGGCCGGACGGGAAGCUCGUGGACGAUGCACUGCAGGAGGAGCUGUUCCGCUGCCUCGACGCCGUCGAGGCGGCGACGACCUCGACGAACAACCUCGGACUGUUCGCGGUGCCCCCGAUGAUCCUGCCGGCGCUCGACGGCCUCGACGAGGUGUGGUACCUCGAGCCAGAGGUGUUGCUGUCCUCGGACGCCGCGGCGGUCGCCGCGGCGCGCGCGCGGGCGGCGCUGGCGGGCGUGCCCGUGCACGUGUGCGGCGGGGCCGCGAGGGCGGGGCCGCCGCACGUCGUGCAGGAGUGCUGCGGCGGCGUGUGA